Messenger RNA from Diospyros lotus (date-plum), 2206 nucleotides. Its product is annotated as myb family transcription factor PHL7. The transcript is spliced from 9 exons. Lineage: Eukaryota; Viridiplantae; Streptophyta; Magnoliopsida; Ericales; Ebenaceae. Gene Ontology annotation, molecular function: DNA binding; DNA-binding transcription factor activity. The record is from RefSeq and is a predicted model, not a curated record. Bases 1118 to 1987 code for a protein of 289 amino acids.
CCGUAGAAUAUAGAUUCAACGUAACAAACCGAAGAAGUGAGGGGAAGAAAGAGAACUUGGAAGAGGUGAAAUUGGCAAAGUCCGUUUCUGAUUCGAGGGCUGCCCCCCUCCCCUCUGCGAACCCUUAUCUCUCUCAGGUUUACCUUCGUCACAGCUUACAGCUACUCUCUACCUCUCUGACCCUCCCCUUAUCAUCGUUCCCCCUUGCCGCCCGGUUGCUUGCUGUUUGGUGCCGCCGUCGAUUCACAACUCCGAUUGCUCGGUGCCGCCCUCGAUUCACAAACACAAACUGGGCUGAGCAAUUCGUCGCUACCCCUUGCCGCCCGGCAUCGGGUCCCACAUUAUUCCAUCGAGAAGGUCGUCUGAAUGUCUAUCCACUGACGAUCCAUGAUUCUUAAAGCGUAUCUCUGAGUCAAAUCAAGCAUGCACCAACUCAAGGAACAAAUAUGUUAUUACUGAGAAGAGACAUCCAGAUCCAAAGUUGUGGAAACAGCCUCUUUGAAAAGCAAGAGUAAAGCUGCAUACAAAAACAACCCUCUCUUAACCCUUACAAAGCUGAAGCCUUGUAUGCUGGGGAUGCCUUUUAUAGGAAGCUUCAGCUUACCUUUCUUGUUUAUAUAAUUCCUCAAUACCCAUAAUUGGUUCAAGAUUUGGGUGGCAUCAACAAGAUGAUAUCAACCAGUCCAGUUUGAAUGGUUGAAUUUGGUUAGUUUGCCACUGGUUCAGAUUGCCGGACAAGCACAAGGUGUCCAGGUUCUCUAUAUUGGCCGUUCUAUCUGUGAAUUGAGUUAUGCCACUGGUUCAGGCUGUCAGAGAAGCACGAGGUGUCUAUUGUCUAUAUAUUAUGCUGCACAAUCUGAAAUAUGAAACCAGGAGAUUUUGGUUUGGUAAUGUUGGCCAUUCUAUCUGCUAAGGACUUGAGAAAAUGACAUUGUUCAAGCUAAAGAAUCUCUUGUGCAACUCAAAAGUUUUUCAUUUCUCUUUAGGCAGUGCCUCCAGUUUACGCUUCCGAGGAAACAGUCAAGUGGGAAGCAAAGAGUGCAUUUCUAGUUGAAUUUUAGUCAGUGUGAACACAGCAGCAGUCAAUCAUCAGCAAUUAGAUUCUGGUGCUAUCACAAUGGACCCUAUAAAUGGGGGAAACAGCCUUAAUAACAAUCCUAGUUUGGCAUCCAAGCAAAGAUUGCGUUGGACAAAUGAGCUUCAUGAACGCUUUGUUGAUGCUGUGGCACAACUGGGUGGUCCUGAUAGGGCUACUCCCAAAGGUGUACUUAGAGUCAUGGGUGUACCAGGUCUAACGAUUUACCAUGUCAAGAGCCAUCUACAAAAAUAUCGUCUUGCAAAGUACCUCCCCGACUCCUUUUCUGAUGGGAAAAAUACUGAUAAGAAAGAAUCUGGGGACAUGCCUGCCAGUUUGGAUGAUUCAUCAGGGAUGCAAAUUACUGAAGCACUAAAGCUGCAGAUGGAAGUACAGAAGCGGUUGCAUGAACAAUUGGAGGUGCAGAGACAGCUACAGUUGCGGAUAGAAGCUCAAGGCAAGUACUUGAAGAAGAUAAUUGAAGAACAACAAAGACUGAGUGGAGUUCAGUCAGAAGUUCCGGGGUCAUCAGUUGACUACCCAGAAAAUGACAAGACUGAUCCAGGAACCCCUACCCCUGCAGCAGCUCCUCCUCCUCUAUUACUGGAUAAGGCUGCCAAAGAACAUGCCAAGAGCCUCUCUCUUGAUGAAUCGUAUUCUUCCCCAAAAGAACCGCUCACGCCAGAUUCGGGGAGCCCAAAAGGUGAGAGGCCGGUUAAGAAGCAACGAGCGGGAGGGGGCGGGGGUAUGGUGCUCCCUCACCAGAUAUUAGAAUCGAGCCUAAGCCCACGGUACCAUCAGCACCAACAGCCUCACACAGUCUUCCUUGGCAGAGAACAUUUUGAUAGUUCGCCUGGGAUUUCUAUUUGCAAUGAAGAUAAGUUGGAAAAUGUUUCUGGUAGCAACCUAUAAUUAAUUACUGUAUGCCCUAUGUUGCGUGUUUGUUGUGUAUCAUCAGGAUUCUCAAUUUGCUUUGGGUCUGUAGUUUCUCUCUAAGAACAUAUAUAUAUUUGUUUCUCUUUUUUUUUUCUCUUUUUCAGGUUAAGACCCCCUGUUUGUUUUAGAUUUUAUGAGACAAUAGUCAUCUUCUGACGUCCUUUAUAUUAGAAGAAUCAUCUUAAUUUCUUCUUU